Messenger RNA from Schistocerca gregaria, 1518 nucleotides. RefSeq lists its product as uncharacterized. Bases 19 to 1173 code for a protein of 384 amino acids. The transcript is spliced from 8 exons. NCBI's taxonomy places the organism in Eukaryota, Metazoa, Arthropoda, Insecta, Orthoptera, Acrididae. The record is from RefSeq and is a predicted model, not a curated record.
CAGUCAGUCAGUCGUAAGAUGGCGUUCUCGCUGCUGCUGCUGCCGCUGCUGCUCGCGGCGCCGGGACUGGCCAAAGUUCAGUACAAGGUCCACUGUUCAGAUGACACCAUGCAAGUGGAACUCCUUAUGACUGACUCAAUGGGUGCUGUAUACUUAGAACAACUGAAACAUUAUCCUAACCCAGCAUGCCAUCCAGAAACUGAAGGCAAUAAAUUGACUUUCAAUUUGUCAUUAAGUGAUGUUUACCAGUGUGGAGUGACUCGAGUGACAAAUGAAAUUACUGGACAAAAAAUAUAUUACCAUCGAAUUAUAGUUGAAAUGACAUCUGAAGAGCCUAAAGAAGUGAUUUUGGCAAAGUGUAUUGUGAAUUCGCAAGUGAACCACACCUUGGCUAGGAGAAGUGUGCUGCCUGUGGGCUUUCAAGAAGCAGAUGCCUUAGAAGUGAGCUAUACUUUUGAGCAGAAAGUUGAAGCACCAACAUUAGGAGUUGGUGUUCGUCAAGGAGGGCAGCUCGUAACUGGCGAGUUGAAUGUGAAUCCAGGGACGCCGUUGCAAAUGGAAAUAUAUCUCGAUAAAGCCACUGCUCCAGUAUAUGGUCUUCUAGUCAGUUACAUGAUGGUAACAGAUACAAAAUCUCAGGAUGAGACUAUUAUUUUCAAUGGUUGUUCAGUUGACACAUACUUAUUUGAAAACUUCAAUACAGUUGAUGGUGAUUUUCUGUCAGCAAAAUUCAGAGCAUUCAAGUUUCCUCAGUCAACCUAUGUUGAGUUUAAGGGGACGGUGAAUGUCUGUCUUGAUAAAUGUCGUGGUGUGGAAUGUAGCAAUGGUCAAAUAGGGUAUGGACGAAGGAAGCGAGAAGUGCCAACUAUGGCACCUGAUCCAAACAAAGUAUUUGAAAUAACAAUGACAACAUUCAUUAAAGUUGACUAUGAAGAAGAGGAACUUGCUGACAAAGCUCAGGCUCCAGUGCCAGAAUUUAAGGUAAAAAAUGACACAAAGACACCACCCAAGAAGAUGAAUUCAUUUUACAAUGCUGAGCCAAAAACUCUUCUACAGCUUGAAAGUGAAGACAUUAGGGAUGAUGUAAAAUACAUUUUAAUCAAUGAAAAGAGUGGCGCUAGUAUUUUCACCUGUUCACUGAUUUUUGUCUCAGUAAUUGUGCUUCUCCUCUAAUGUGCUCUUGUGUCUCAAGUAUAUUAGACAGAGACAUUGUCACCGAAAAAGUUUUUUUUACCAUUUUUAAAUCACAGUACACUGUAUGUCCAGCAGUAUCACCUUCAAGAUGAAGGCCCAAGGAAACACUGACAGAUCAUCAGUUAGUCAGUCAGUCAGUCACAAGUUCAUAAUUAGCAGAAGAACUGUCAGGAAAAUGUAAUUCAUUGACAAUUAAUGUGCACUGUAAGUGACUGACUGGUAAGCCUAAUGAAAAUUGCCUAAAUUUUCCUAUAAAUGCGAAUGAAAAAAGCCAUAUCAGCUUUUAAAUAUUCCCAGGUUGGUUAACUACUGUAGAUCCAAAUU